This is a messenger RNA of Lycium ferocissimum, 1055 nucleotides long. Its product is annotated as agamous-like MADS-box protein AGL8 homolog. The record is from RefSeq and is a predicted model, not a curated record. The coding region runs from base 163 to 903 and encodes 246 amino acids. Gene Ontology annotation, biological process: positive regulation of transcription by RNA polymerase II. The transcript is spliced from 8 exons. Gene Ontology annotation, molecular function: protein dimerization activity; DNA-binding transcription factor activity, RNA polymerase II-specific; RNA polymerase II cis-regulatory region sequence-specific DNA binding. NCBI's taxonomy places the organism in Eukaryota, Viridiplantae, Streptophyta, Magnoliopsida, Solanales, Solanaceae. Gene Ontology annotation, cellular component: nucleus.
AUUAUAAUCAUUCCGAUAUUACCAAAGAGAGAAAGAUACCAUCAUUCUCUAUUCUGCACCCCUUCUUUUCUUUCUCUAUUUGAGUACUAGUGGAAUACAAUAUUUAUAUAUUAUCCCUUAGCUUAUUAUAGCAGUAGGAAAAUUAAUUAAAUUAUACCCAAAAUGGGGAGAGGAAGAGUGCAGCUGAAGAGAAUAGAGAACAAAAUUAAUCGACAAGUGACUUUCUCUAAACGUCGAUCUGGUUUGUUGAAGAAAGCUAAUGAGAUCUCUGUGCUUUGUGAUGCUGAGGUUGGUUUGAUUGUUUUUUCUACUAAAGGCAAGCUCUUUGAAUAUGCUACUGAUUCUUGCAUGGAGAGGGUCCUUGAAAGAUAUGAAAGAUACUCAUAUGCUGAGAGGCAGCUUGUUCCCACUGAUCCUACCUCCCCGGGAAGCUGGACUCUGGAACAUGCAAAACUCAAGGCCAGACUUGAGGUUUUGCAAAGAAACCAAAAGCAUUAUAUGGGAGAAGACUUGGACUCAUUAAGUAUGAAAGAACUUCAUAAUGUGGAGCACCAGCUUGAUUCUGCUCUUAAACACAUUCGCUCAAGAAAGAACCAAUUGAUGCAUGAGUCCAUUUCUGUGCUUCAAAAAAAGGACAAAGCAUUGCAGGAGCAAAACAACCAGCUUUCCAAGAAGGUGAAGGAAAGGGAGAAAGAGCUGGCCCAGCAAAAUCAGUGGGAUCAGCAGAACCAUGAAAUCAACUCAUCUUCAUUUGUUUUGCAGCAGCAAUUGGACUCUCCUCACCUUGGGGAAGCAUACCAGAGUGCGGGAGUAGACAAUGGAGAAGUAGAAGGAGCUAAUUCACAGCAGCAACCUACUAGUACUGGGAUGCCACAAUGGAUGCUUCGCCACCUUAAUGGCUAAACUGUGGAAAAAAUUGAUGGUCAUUAUCAAGCUACGUAUUGUCUAAACGUUCAUAUAUGUCAACUCUAUCUCUAAUUUAUAUUUAUACAAUAUAUAUAUUAUAGAUGGAUUGCUGUAAAACAUUAUUAUAUGUUAAAAUGAACUUUACUGUA